Molecule: messenger RNA, 2085 nt
Organism: Synchytrium microbalum
Lineage: Eukaryota; Fungi; Chytridiomycota; Chytridiomycetes; Synchytriales; Synchytriaceae
Gene: SMI311
Product: beta-N-acetylhexosaminidase
Exons: 7
Coding region: 1-2085 (694 amino acids)
Biological process (GO): glycosaminoglycan metabolic process; carbohydrate metabolic process
Cellular component (GO): membrane
Molecular function (GO): beta-N-acetylhexosaminidase activity
Source: RefSeq, a predicted model, not a curated record
AUGGGCAGUACAGGUCAAAAGUUCAAGGACGCUAUGAAGAAGGAACCUAAGUGGUUGCAGACAAUUCCGCCAGAUCCAAAGUUUGGACAUAAUUAUCUGGCCAUUGCGCUUGAUAACAUUGGAUUCGAUGGUCAGGAAUUUUCAAAGACCUUUGGGUUUGGUGAAUCAUCGUCAUCAAGUGCUGGAGUCUCGAGGAGCAACUCGUUGCCGACAAUGGGAUCUAGAUCUGUACGAAGGCAGAGGAGGAGUAACUCGCCUGAUAGUGUCAAGUAUCAUGGAUUUGCUCGCAGGUCCUUCUUGUCUCGUCUAGCACCCUUCUACAAAGAGGUUGCUGUUAUUUUUGGGCUGUUUCUGGGCAUGAUGCUUCUGGUUUGGCUCUUUGCUAACGACCCAAAAGAUUACGUCGAAGAUUACUAUCCAGGCCGCAUCCCAGACCGAAUACGCAAACACCCAAUACCUAUACCCGGUGACGUAUUGUGGCCACGCCCGAACGACUACACACAUGGAUAUCAAUCGAUAGGUGUACAUCCAGACCUGGAAUUCUUCCUCAUUGGUCCUCCAUCACCACGUCUAGAACGAGCGUUUGCAAGAUACAAGAACCUAACAUUUGCAUCGGGAUGUGGCCUUGUUGGUCAGAAAUCACAUCCAACAUACACCACAUUCUUACAGCAAGUGCAUGUAUAUAUAGAGCUAGGAGACGACGAUGGGCCGAUACUAGAGCUGGCCGAUGAGAUGUAUACAAUGGAUGUACCAGCACUGUCAACGCAGGCUAGUAUUAAUGCGACUACUGUCUAUGGGGCUAUUCGAGCUCUCGAGACUCUGGCGCAACUGGUACGAGUUGAUGAAUCUAUACCAACGUCAUGUAGAUAUGUAAAACCAGAUACGCAAGUGACGUAUGUCAUCAGGAAUGUGCCGUGGUUUAUAGCUGAUAGCCCGAGGUACAAGCAUCGUGGUCUAUUGUUGGAUACUGCUAGACAUUAUUUCCCCGUCGAGUAUAUUGAAAGGAUUUUGGAUGGGAUGUCGUAUACCAAGAUGAAUGUGUUGCAUUGGCAUAUUGUUGAUUCACAGAGCUUUCCUUUUGUAAGUACGUCCUUCCCUGAAUUAUCAGCCAAUGGUGCUUAUUCGCAGGAUGAAGUCUAUACUCACAGCACCGUUAAACACUUGGUGGAUUACGCAAUGGACCGAGGAAUUCGUAUCAUACCUGAAUUUGAUAUGCCUGGACAUGCAUACGCAUGGGGUCUCGGAAUGCCAAAUUUAACAGUUUGCAAUAAUGUGCAACCGAAUUGGCAAGACUUUUGUGCAGAGCCGCCUUGUGGACAAUUAGAUCUAACAAACCCAUCAACAACCGAAACAAUCAAAGCCCUCCUAACCGAAAUCUCUCAGCUCUUCCCCGACACUGUAAUCCAUCUCGGGGCAGACGAAAUAAACAAGAACUGCUACCAAACACCCGAAACCGCCCACUACAUGAUCCAAAACAAGCACUCAAGUAUCGACUCCCUAAUCGGUGCCUUCAUGACCUCCAUAAUAGAACAUACGAAAACCUUAAACAAGACAGUCCAUCUAUGGGAAGACAUAGCACUAGAUUUUAAAAUCCCGUUUCAUCCAUCAACGGUUUUCCAGACAUGGAGAGGUCAGAGGUCGACUGCUUCCAUGACGAAAUCGGGGUUUAAUGUUGUUGUGACGGAUAAUACGGCGUGGUAUUUGGAUUGUGGGUUGGGGAAUUUCAUUAGUGGGGGCAAGAGUUGGUGUGAUCCAUUCAAGACUUGGAAGACUAUGUAUGUCUUUGAUCCGAUCAAUCAAUUGAAAGAUGUACAGGCUGAGAAGGUGGUUGGUGGAGAGGUUGCUAUGUGGACUGAAAGUGUCGACAUCAACAGCCUAGAAACAGUCGUAUGGCCAAGAGCUGCAGCUGUGGCUGAAGUAUUAUGGUCACCCGAAUACCUCACAAAGGAUACGGCUGAAGCUUCUCCUAGAUUAAGCCGAUUCCGUGACUUGUUGUUAAAGAGAGGUAUAUCUGCUUCACCGCUCUUCCCAGCAUGGUGUGGUGAACAUGGUGGGUGUGGGCCGUCUCACAACUCGGAUUUUUGA